Messenger RNA from Caenorhabditis angaria, 1071 nucleotides. Lineage: Eukaryota; Metazoa; Nematoda; Chromadorea; Rhabditida; Rhabditidae. The record is from the annotation of a GenBank genome assembly.
AUGCUUUGGAGUGAAAUUGUGAAAAAUGUUCAAUAUUGGUCAACAUUUUUCUCAUUGACAUUCAACAUCAUUUUAUUGUGUUUGAUUGUUUUCAAGUCACCAAAACGAUUAGGAUCAUAUAAAUAUUUGAUGGUCUAUCUGGUUAUUUUUGAAAUUGUAUAUUCGAUAACUGAUGUUGUUGCUUCGCCGGUAAGUUUAUUUGUGAAAUUGAAACUUAUUAAAACGUUAUCCUGACUUUUGAAAUUUCAGUCGAUUUAUAUACAUGAGUCAGUUCAUAUGGUCUUUAUAAAUCAGAAAAAUAGAAGCCUCAACAAGAGUUUUCUUCAAUUCUUUCUCACAUUUUAUUGUGGAUGUUUCGGUUUUUCAUUAUGUGUUUUCUCGGUUCAAUUUUAUUAUCGAUAUCUUGUCGCAUUUAAAUCAAAGAUUCUGAAAACAUUAAAUGAUUGGCGUAUUGUAUUUUGGUUUUUAUGUCCAUUGAGUUACGGUGUUAUCUGGGCUAUCGUAUCUAGUUGUAUUCUUUAUCAAACUCCAGAAGCCAAUGAAUUUGUGAGAUAUGUGAUUUUAAGAGAUUUUGAUAUGAAUAUCGAAGAUAUUAUAUUUGUUGGACCAUACUUUUAUCCACAAAAAAACAACGGAAGAUAUGACUUUGAUAUUCGAUCUUUUGUGGGUGUUUCUAUUUUCUGGUCACUUGUUCUAAGUUCUGUAACAAUCAUUUUGUUUUGUGGAAUACAAUGCUACACUAGAAUGAGGUUGUUAAUGAGUACAUCCAAAAAAUUUCACAAUCUUCAAAAUCAGUUAUUCUAUGCUCUUUUGGUUCAGACUAUAAUUCCAGUCAUGUUAAUCCAUAUCCCAGUUUCUAUUUUAUUUUUAUUCACAAUAUUUGAAAUCGAUGUUGGAAAUAUGGCUGAUAUUUUAUCAGUUACAAUUGCAGUUUUUCCUGCAAUUGAUCCGCUUCCAACUAUGUUUAUUAUCAAAAAUUAUCGUUUAAGAAUUUGGAGUUUUAUUUGUUUCUGUAAAAACCAGACUUUGAAAAACGCAGAUACGAAUUUAGAAAUUUUUGUUGUGAACUAA